AUGCCCAAGCCGACGGACUUGUCUCAGAGCCAGGUCGCGCUAUCUAAUGUAAGCAUGAGACGCGACGAGUCGUCGUCGUCGCUCCACUCGCACUCCAGCAACCUCGGAACAGGCAGCGGAAGCCAUGUGCUGGCUAAGCUUUUCCGGAAGGGCUCUGAUCGGUCGAGCCCAAACGCGUCUAGCCGCGCCGCGUCCAUGAACAAUACCCCGUCGGCGUCCCUGACGCCUACGUCGUCCAACCUCACUCCGCGGGUCAGCAACAGCAGCAACGCUUCCACCGCGGGGAGCACCGACUCGUCGUCGCUGCGACACCUGUCGCUCAAGCGGUUUCUGAAGCCGAUCCACCGCUCGGCCAAGGCCAAGGAGCAGCAGGAGCACCUGCACCAGGUGAUCCACCACAAGCUCAACAAGCUCAAGAUCGGCAACCACCACCACCACCACCACAAGGACCAGCCAAAGACAGAGCCGGUGCUGCCGCCCCAGCCGGACGGACGACAGGAGGGCGUGGCCGUGCGCAAGCUGGUGGCGCAGUACGGCGAGAUCCCGGACGCUGCCGUCGAGAAGAGCGUGCUGGGCGAAGGAGCAGGCGGCUCGGUCCUGAUUGUGCGCCGGCCCUCUGACGGACAGGUGUUUGCGAUCAAGAAGUUCCGGCCGCAGACGUCGCGCGAGUCGGACUACGACUACCGAAAGAAGGUGAUCAACGAGUACAACCUGCUCGUGGACCUGGACCACGAGAACAUCAUCCGUGUCUACGAGCUGCUCAACGAGCACACGCUCUACGUGAUGGUGAUGGAGUACUGCAAGUACGAUUUCUUCACCAUUGUCAUGGGCGGAGUGAUGUCGAAAGACGAGAUAUACUGCUACUUCAAGCAGAUGGCCGAGGGUGUGCUCUAUAUACACAGCCAGGGAAUUGCUCAUCGCGACCUGAAGCUGGACAACUGCGUGGUGAGCGAGGCGGGGAUACUGAAGCUGAUCGACUUUGGCUCGGCCGCAAGGUUCAGAAUGCCCGACGGCGACCCGGACCAGACCAUCAUCCCGGUUCGGGGCAUCGUCGGGUCAGACCCGUACCUGGCUCCCGAGUGUCUGUCGCUGGGGUCGUACGACCCGCGGCCGGCCGACGUGUGGUCGUUGGCCAUUAUGUUCUGCUGCAUGGUGCUGAGACGGUUCCCCUGGAAGAUUCCCAAGACGACAGACUCGUCGUACCGGGCAUUUAUGGGCGAGCCAGGCGACGACGGCAAGGCUUCGUCGGGCUCGGGCCGGCUUUUGAAGCUGCUGCCGGCUGCGUCGCGGCCGCUGAUUGGCGGGAUGCUCACGGUGGCCGUCGACAAACGGACAACCAUGGACCAGCUGCAGCAGGAUACGUUUUUCUACGGAAUUGACUGGUGUCACGGUUCUAUCAAGGGCGACCAUACACAUCAUCUGAUCACAGAGACGGACCUGGAGAAGAUCGAGGCCGAGCGCAAAAAACAGAGCGAGAUGGCCAAGAAGCUGGGCUGA
Molecule: messenger RNA, 1497 nt
Organism: Ogataea angusta
Lineage: Eukaryota; Fungi; Ascomycota; Pichiomycetes; Pichiales; Pichiaceae
Exons: 1
Coding region: 1-1497 (498 amino acids)
Biological process (GO): intracellular signal transduction; protein phosphorylation
Molecular function (GO): ATP binding; protein serine/threonine kinase activity
Source: RefSeq, a predicted model, not a curated record